This is a messenger RNA of Monosiga brevicollis MX1, 2118 nucleotides long. RefSeq lists its product as uncharacterized. The transcript has 21 exons. The record is from RefSeq and is a predicted model, not a curated record. Gene Ontology annotation, molecular function: DNA replication origin binding; single-stranded DNA binding; ATP binding. Bases 1 to 2118 code for a protein of 705 amino acids. Gene Ontology annotation, cellular component: MCM complex; nucleus. Gene Ontology annotation, biological process: DNA replication; DNA replication initiation; double-strand break repair via break-induced replication. NCBI's taxonomy places the organism in Eukaryota, Choanoflagellata, Craspedida, Salpingoecidae.
AUGUCGGGUUGGGACCAAGCCGAAAUCUUUUAUAGUGAUCCCCUUACCUCUCAGGGAGAUGCGGACAACCAGCGCCUCCGCCUUCAGCGCGAGUUUCAGGGCUUUCUCGACGAAUAUCGUGAGGGCAAUGCCUACAUUUACCGCGAUCAGCUUGCCCGACACUACCGGCAGAAUCAAUAUUGUUUGCAAGUCGACUUGGACCAUCUCUCCGGCUACCGCGAUUCGUUGGUAGAGGCCAUCCGCAAAAACCCCGUGGAAACCCUUACUUUGUUUGAACGUGCUGCCAAAGAAGUGACCCGCAAAAUCGUCACGACUGGAACAGAAGCGACAGAGGGCGAAACCAUUCAUGAUAUUCAGUCGGCACAAAUGUCCCAGCUGAUUAAAGUCCCGGGCAUCAUUGUCAGUGCUUCCCCCACUCGAGCCAAGGCCACCGAACUGACCAUUCAAUGCCGCAAUUGCCGCGAAACUAAAAAGUGGCCCGUGAAGCCCGGCUUUGGUGGCGCCCAGCUACCCCGUACAUGCGAUCGCACCCCUGUUGCUGAGGGCGAUCAGCGCUGCCCACUCGAUCCUUUUUUGAUCGUGGCCGACAAGAGUCGCUGCGUGGAUCAACAAAUCUUAAAGAUUCAAGAGUUGCCCGAGUUUGUGCCCACUGGCGAGAUGCCUCGGCAUUUGCUGUUGAUUGCUGAUCGCUAUCUCACUGACCGUGUCAUUCCCGGCACUCGCUGCACAGUGAGCGGUGUCUACACGGUCCAGUCUGGCAAGAAAGAGCGUGGCACGUCAACAGUUGCAGUGCGCCGCCCUUAUAUCCAGGUCUUUGGCAUCCAGGUUGAUUCGGCGGGCUCAAGCCAAUCUCAACAGGGCUUUGACGAUGCCACCGAGGAGCGCAUUCGUAACCUUGCGCGUGAGCCAGAUGUUUACAAGAAGAUCAUCAGCAGCACUGCCCCUAGUAUCUUUGGCUCCGAAGACAUCAAGAAGGCAGUGGCCUGCUUGCUUUUCGGUGGCUCCACCAAGGUCCUGCCAGACGGCAUGCGUCUCCGUGGUGACAUCAACGUGCUACUGCUGGGUGAUCCCGGCACGGCCAAGUCUCAAAUCCUAAAGUUUGCCGAGCAGGUGUCCCCCAUUGGUGUGUAUACCUCUGGCAAGGGCUCUUCGGCCGCUGGUUUGACCGCCUCUGUGAUUCGCGACGCAUCAUCGCGCGAGUUUUAUUUGGAAGGUGGCGCCAUGGUCCUUGCGGAUGGGGGCAUUGUUUGCAUUGACGAGUUUGACAAGAUGCGAGAAUCCGACCGUGUCGCCAUCCACGAGGCCAUGGAGCAGCAGACCAUUAGUAUCGCAAAGGCAGGCAUCACCACGACACUCAAUUCACGUGCUUCCGUGCUAGCCGCAGCCAACUCCGUCUUUGGGCGAUGGGACGAUACAAAGGAGGCGGAUGAGAACAUUGAGUUUCAAUCAACCAUCUUGUCGCGCUUUGACCUCAUCUUCGUCGUCAAGGACGAGUACAAUGAGGAGCGGGACAAGCGCUUGGCGCGCCAUGUGCUCGGUGUGCAUCUGAAUGCGACCGAGCGCACACAGGAAGGUGAACUUGAUGUGCCUUUGUAUAAAAAGUAUAUCCAGUAUGCUCGUCGGCAUUGUGGACCUCGCUUGUCGCCUUCUGCGGCAGAGAAGUUGAAAAACCACUUUGUGCAGCUGCGACAAAAGGCCAAUUUGCAAUUCCAAGAGACGGCCAAGCGGGCGGCGAUUCCAUUGACUGUUCGUCAGCUGGAGGCCCUCGUGCGGAUAUCUGAGUCGUUGGCCAAGAUGAAGCUGGAGCCCUUUGUAACAGAGGAGGACGUGGACGAGGCGUUCCGCCUGUUCCAGGUGUCGACCAUGAGUGCGGCGCUGGCGGGACACGGCACUGAGAACAAUACAGACCAAGCGUCGAUGGAGCAACUCUUGACGAUUGAGCGCCAGAUCAAGCAACGCUUUCCGGUGGGAUCCAAGGUGUCGGAGCAGCGCAUCGUGGACCACAUGAGUCGGCGCAACUUUUCCGAGGCGAUGAUCCGCAAAGUCUUGGGCAUCAUGCUGCGCCGCGGAGAGCUGGAACACAAAAUGCAACGCCGCGUCCUCUACCGCGUUCGAUAG